UGCAUGCUACCAUAACAACGGGUCAAGCGAGUAGGUCGGCCGUGAAUUGAACUUUUGUGUGAUCAACCUAACUUUACGUUACACUUAUCGAGGGAGGUUUUGUAACUGCUAAAUACAUUCAUAUAGUAGAAAUGUCAGCAAAGGCACUGGCAAAGUUACCACCAAUUCAGAGAUCGAGUCCACCUCCACCAGCAAAUAUCAAUGCUGUGAUAUCACCUCGGGCAGGUAAAGCUUUCAGUGGACUCCAAGGACCAAGCUACCAGAUAGGGGAAGGUGGCAAACACAAACUGCCUGAACCUCAAGCAUUAAAGCCGUUUGUAGAUACAAAGGCAGGAAACUUGGAUACAUGGCCAGCCCAUGCCACAGCUCAGGCUGCAGCCCGCCCCUCCCUGCCAUCCUCCCAGAGGCCAAGGGGUUCCAGUGCUGAUGGAUAUGGCAGAGGACAAAGCACUGGGGAAGGCGGAGGUCCGCAUCAGUCGAUGGUACCAAAACCAAAGUUCCUGGAGCAGUUGGAAGUCUUUCUCAAAAAAGAACUCAGAAAUGUGGACGGAGGAAGGGCAGGUCCAAGUGACACAAGAUUACAGGCAUAUCGGGAAGUAUUUGAGUACCUGAUUGAAGAUUUCAAGGCCUAUAAACCAAUCUUCUCUGCCAUCAAGAAUGAAUAUGAAGUCAUGUUAUCACAUCAAAGAGAAAAGAUCAGAGAACUUGAACCUCUUAAGUCCAUGCUGGUGACGGUAUCCGAGCAGUGUGAUCAGAAGAUCAUGGCUCUACGAGAAGACGAGAGACAGGAGAUGAAAGACCUGAAGAACGAGAAACAAGCUCUCCUUGACCGUAUCGGUGGGAUGAAGGAGGAACAGUUUUCAUUACAGAUGCAGAUUGAAAAGCUCCAAGAGAAGAUAGCUGAACAGUAUCAGAUGUAUCGUGAUGAGUGUGACGCUCGUAAGUUGCUCGUCUCAGAUAUCAACGACCUUCGUUACCAGCAGGAGGAUUAUCAGAAGGCCCAGGGUAACCAAGAGGUCCCUGCUGAAGCUAAGGAAGACCCCGUCAAGAUGAAGAUUGCUCUCAGGAAAGCACGGGAGGAUCUAACAGAUGCAACUCAGAGAUUGAAUGAAAUGAUAGCCAACUAUGGUGAUGUGGUUCCGAGAAGAGAUUUUGAAUUACUGACUGCGGAACAUAAGAAAUUGCUAGAAGAACAUGAGACUUUGAAUGGUGACUACAAUCAGCUGAGAGCAGAGCAUGAGGCUCUGUUGGAUGUGAAUAAGCAGAUCAUUGCACAGAGAGAUGACUUCUACCAAGAGCUUGAAAACCUCAAGAGAACAGCAACACCUAGACCUGACUGGGACCGCUGCGCUGAGGUGCUGGAAGGAGGCGAAGAGAGAUGGGUUCAAAUAUCACAAGGCAAGAAGAGCGAUCAACUUGUCACGUUACUCCUUAAAGAGAUCAUGGGAGACGGGGAAGGCUACGAGUACUUUGAACCAAAGGGUCUUGGUGAUGAUGUACCUGUGUACAUGCGAUAUGAAGGCAAGCUGAGGAAGAGAAAGAUGGAUGAAAAUGAUGCUGGUGUCCUCAUCAAAGAAAUAUGGAGGGAGAAAACAAAACAAAAUCAAGAGAGAGGAGAAGCAGGUCCAGAGCCUAUGGAUAUCUUCCUUGCCUCGUUCAUGAGACAGAAGUAUCCGGAGGAGAAACUUGCCUUUGAGUGGACGUACAUGCUGCUUAGUAUACUAGAAGAGAACGAGAAGGAUAACCAUCUUAUGCUCUUUUACAAGACACUCAUCGGAGAGAUGGAUGAAGAUGUUUAUCAUAAUCAGUUAGAGGUCUUAUCAGAGCUCAUGGCUGCAUUCAAGAAGGCUGAUGAAGAGGAAGGGGGACAGGGGAGUUUCAACAAAGAUAUCCUAGAGCUAGCCUUACGAGAGUUCUUCACCAUUAAAGAUGAUGAUAGCAUCCAAGCCCUGGUUGAUGCUGCUGUUCAAGAACUUCAGCCUGAAGAUGAGACUAAACUUCUCUAUGAAGAUCUCUUCACAGAGGAGGAGGACGGUACUGUUGGACCAUUUAUCUCACUUCUCAGAUCUCAAGAACAAGAAGAAAAGCUACAGUAUGUAGAUGACAUCAGGAAAGAACUGGAAGGGAAAGAGGAGAUUCCAUGGCGAGAACUUCAAAUGGCCAUCAACGUGGUCGAUGCAGAGAUAGACCGCCCUCACAUGGUGCAGUAUGUGUGCCGUGCGUUUGACGUCCCCCAGGAUCAGAUCACCACAGCGCAACCGACGACGCUUGAUGUCAUCGUGAGGAGACUACAGAAGAGUACGGCCAGGAGGAUCGGGAAGCUGAACAGUUCUGAGCUUACAUAGAACUCUCAAUCAUCAAAGGGAAUUCAUUGAGUGAUUUUUAAAGUACAUAUCAAUUACCUUGACUUCAACUAUUCAGGACGGGAUUCAUACAUGAAUGAUAUACACCAAUCAAACAAAGGCUACAGAGGCAACAUGUAACAUAUCUUGGCUUUAAAAUAUGAUUUUAUUCCUAA
Lytechinus variegatus (green sea urchin) is the source of this 2518-nucleotide messenger RNA. Its product is annotated as translin-associated factor X-interacting protein 1-like. The coding region runs from base 132 to 2345 and encodes 737 amino acids. Lineage: Eukaryota; Metazoa; Echinodermata; Echinoidea; Temnopleuroida; Toxopneustidae. The record is from RefSeq and is a predicted model, not a curated record. Gene Ontology annotation, cellular component: cytoplasm. The transcript has 16 exons.